AUUGGUAUCCUUCACCCCUAAACAGAGUUCUUCUCACUCUUAAAUCUCUUAAUCUCUCUGUCAUUUCUGACUUCUUAAUCUUUUCCUCUGAUUUCGUUUCCCCAUUGGGUUUUUGGAUCAAACCCAGACUUGGUUUUUGUUGUUCAACGGAGAAGAAAUCAGAGAUUGAUACACAAAAUGACAAAACAGAAAGUCAUGGUUGCAGAAGCAAAAUCCGGAAUGGAUAUGGCGAUGACGGUUGUGCCCAAGGCGUUGUUCGCGGCGGAGAUGAAGAAACCGCCGUUGAUGCCUGGAGGGUAUAUCACGAUAUCAAAGAAGAAGCUGCUACAGAACCUGGAAAUCAACGGUGGAACGAGGAUUAACGCGUGGGUGGAAUCUAUGAGAGCUUCGUCUCCGACGUCUCAUCGAAAAUCCGAUGUAUCUCUCUCGCAGGAAUUAACCUCAUGGAUGGAUCGACAUCCUUCUGCCUUGAACGUGUUCGACGAAAUUACUAACGCUUCCAAAGGAAAACAAAUAGUGAUGUUUCUCGAUUACGAUGGCACACUCUCCCCAAUCGUCGAUGACCCCGAUCAGGCUUACAUGUCGGAUGCGAUGCGAUCAACAGUCAGAAAACUCGCUGGAUGCUUCCCCACUGCCAUUGUUAGUGGAAGAUGCAGAGAUAAAGUGUAUGACUUUGUCAAAUUAGCAGAGCUUUACUACGCUGGAAGCCAUGGCAUGGACAUUAAAGGCCCUUCGAAAGGCUCCAAGCAUAAGAAAAAUCCCCCAAGUGUUCUCUGUCAACCCGCUAGUGAAUUUCUACCCAUGAUAGAUGAGGUUUAUGGUUUAUUAAUGGAGAAAACGAAAUCGACACCAGGGGCAAAAGUGGAAAACAAUAAAUUCUGUCUUUCUGUGCAUUUCCGAUGUGUUGAUGAAAAGAAAUGGAGCGAGCUUGCUGCGCAAGUGAGAUCAGUGUUGAAAGACUACCCAAAGCUUCGGUUAUCUCAAGGAAGGAAGGUGCUAGAGAUCCGUCCCACUAUUAAAUGGGACAAAGGCAAAGCCCUCGAGUUUUUGUUAGAGUCACUGGGUUAUGCCAACUGUACAGAUGUCUUUCCUAUUUACAUUGGAGACGAUCGAACGGACGAAGACGCAUUCAAGGUAUUGAGAGAAAGAGGACAAGGUUUUGGCAUUCUGGUGUCCAAAAUUCCAAAGGACACAAAUGCAUCUUAUUCUUUGCAGGAACCAUCCGAGGUGAUGGAUUUUUUACAACGGUUAGUUGAAUGGAAAAGGCAUCAACAGAGCCGAAGGUUUUGAAGGUGUGAUGGGUUGAAGAACUAAUGGAUAUAUAUAUAUAUAUAUAUAUAUAUAUAUAUAUAUAUAUAUAUAUAUAUAUUGUGUAUGUAUAUAAGUAAUGAUGAAUAGAAGUUAAGUAAAUGUAAAUCUUGUCCAAGCAUAAUGGAAGAAAGGACAAGACGGAUAAAAACGCAAUAGGGCAGCUUUUGGUUAAUAUGGGCUUUCUUGUUGAUGGGCAUUUGUACAUUUUGUAACACCCUAAAGCAAGAGGGUAUGGACGUGUUUGUAAUUUUGCAUGGGUAUCUAAUGAAAAUAGAAGUAGGUUUUUCUGUAUUA
Messenger RNA from Lactuca sativa (garden lettuce), 1605 nucleotides. RefSeq names its product Haloacid dehalogenase-like hydrolase (HAD) superfamily protein (gene TPPJ). Lineage: Eukaryota; Viridiplantae; Streptophyta; Magnoliopsida; Asterales; Asteraceae. Gene Ontology annotation, biological process: trehalose biosynthetic process. Gene Ontology annotation, molecular function: trehalose-phosphatase activity. The record is from RefSeq and is a predicted model, not a curated record.